GCUUCGUUUUCAUCCUCUUUGAGGUGGUGAUUUAUCAUGCUUGCAUUUUUCCGUUUCAAACAGGGAAAGCUGCCCCUCCCUAACAUUCGCUACAUUGGCACAGCGCCCGCCAAUACCAUUGAAGUCGACGUUGGCCACUCCAUCCACGCAUUUCCUGAAGGUUCUUCGAUUUGCAAAGCUGUCGAUUCGGCAAGUCUUGUUAACUUGACCAUGUCUAAUCUUUUUCAAGAGAAGAAAGACCAGCUCCCUAUUAAUAAACGUGUCGUCACUUUGGACUCCUCCAUAUUCAACCAUCCCCUACGACGAGACAUACUCCAUCUUUGUGUCGUUCACCAUCUCGAUUCUUUGCGACAGGGCCUAGCUUCCACUAGAGCUAGAGGAGAAGUACGUGGGUCGAACCACAAAAUUCGUCCGCAGAAAGGAUCGGGCCGAGCUCGUCUUGGAGACAGUCGCAGUCCUAUCCUUCGUGGGGGAGGCGUUGCAUUUGGGCCCAAGCAGCGAGAUUUUAGCACACGUUUAAACGCCAAGGUCAUUCGAAUGGGAAUGAGAGUGGCGCUGACACUGAAAGUUAGGGAGCAGAGAUUAGGCGUAGUAAGCAGUCUGACGUGGUUCAGCAGGAAGACAGUGGUAUUGAAGAGUAGGCUGCAAAAGCUAGGAUGGGACACAGCUACAUUGUUUGUCACUGGACAAACGGAAGUGCCAGCGAAUCUGAGAGUUGCGGGUCACAACAUCCCUGGUAUUGACUUCAAGAUUGUACAGGAUCUCAAGGUGUAUGAUCUUGUCAAAUGGCGUCGAGUGGUAUUGGAUACAGCGGCACUGUGCACUAUUGAGCGGAUAUUAAAGUUUUAGUGGUAUAUUAGAGCAAGGCACAACGGGGAAGACUUGUGUUGAUGUUAAUUGCACGGCUAGUAUGUUGGUUUUGUCCCACAAAUGUCAGAAAAAUCCGUCCAAGCUGAUCAAGCCCAGUGAAAAGUCGUUCUAUAUAAGUCUGUAUUCUCCCUUGCUUACUUAAUUCAAUAUAUGAUGAGUCAAUAU
Molecule: messenger RNA, 1035 nt
Organism: Serpula lacrymans var. lacrymans S7.9
Lineage: Eukaryota; Fungi; Basidiomycota; Agaricomycetes; Boletales; Serpulaceae
Exons: 3
Coding region: 37-849 (270 amino acids)
Biological process (GO): translation
Cellular component (GO): ribosome
Molecular function (GO): structural constituent of ribosome
Source: RefSeq, a predicted model, not a curated record